AAAGGAUGAGAAGGAACCCUGUAAAAGAUGAGGCUGGAAAGGGAGGAUCUGGUGAAGUUGUUCUCUGCAUCCACGGAUUUCCUUCUUCCAGCCAUGACUGGAUCAAGGUGUGGGGAGGACUGCAGGGAAGAUUUGGCCGCAUCAUCGCCUCAGAUUUACUGGGCUUUGGAUUCAGUGACAAACCAUUAGACCACAACUACAGCAUCUUUGAGCAGGCCUCCAUCCUGGAGAGGUUACUUGAGACGCUGGAAGUUAAGGAGGUACACGUCUUGUCACACGACUACGGAGACACCGUAGCCCUGGAGCUCCUCAGGAGGUUUCUUGACCGCCAAAAGUCGCCUGAGAAAGACGCCGCUCACCUGCAGAUCAGGAGCGUCUGUCUGAUGAAUGGAGGUUUUCUUCCUGAGACCAUCACCUUUCAGUGGGGCCAAUAUCUUCUCACAACUUCACUGGGACCCUACUUAUCCAGAUUGGGCAACUUCUACACUUUUAGAGGAGGUGUCGGCAAGGUGUACGGUCCCAACACCAAACCUUCUCCUGAUGAGGUCAACGACCUCUGGGCACUGAUGAGAUGGAAUGAUGGCAACCUGGCACUAGGAAG
Branchiostoma belcheri (Belcher's lancelet) is the source of this 601-nucleotide messenger RNA. Its product is annotated as mesoderm-specific transcript homolog protein-like. Lineage: Eukaryota; Metazoa; Chordata; Leptocardii; Amphioxiformes; Branchiostomatidae. The annotation marks the transcript as partial. The record is from RefSeq and is a predicted model, not a curated record. The transcript is spliced from 7 exons.